AUUUCAAUAACAACAUAAUGACAUCAUAGAAUGCUUAUGGUUUUGUAGACUGUAGAGCCUUCAAACAAGUGACAUUACAUCUAAAUUCUAAUAACAUAUUAGAUUAUAUGCUGUGAUUAUGAAUAGUUUUAAGUAUUUAACAGAUGAUAUUUCAACUGGUAAGAAAACUGCACACAAAUCCUGUUUGCAGAGCUGCAGAAUCUUCUCUACUGGCUAAGCUUCGAAAGAAGACAGGCUACACUAUUGCAAAUUGCAAGAAAGCCCUUGAGAUGCACAAUAAUGACUCUGAAAAGGCUGAAGCUUGGCUGAACGAACAAGCGCAAGCUAUGGGCUGGGCAAAAGCUACAAAGUUGGCUGGAAGGAAAGCUUUGCAAGGUCUUAUUGCAGUCAAAUUUGAUAAAGGACAUGGUACAUUGGUAGAAUUAAAUUGCGAGACAGACUUUGUUGCGAAAAAUGAUAAGUUUGCUAAAAUGCUAGAAGAUGCAACACUUGCAUGCUAUAAACUAUCACACAAGAAUUUGAAUGCUUCUGGACCUGUAACAAAGAUGGAACUGGAUAGUGAACAGUUAGGAAAUCUAUCUGCAGAGAAUGGUAAGAAAUUAUCUGAAAUUUUGGCGCUAUUUAUCAGUUCCGUGGGAGAAAAUGCUGUUCUUCGACGGGCAGAAUGUUGGAAAGCCAACAGCAAAGAUGUUAAAAUCGCGGCGUACACUCAUCCGGCCACGGCGGCGGUGUCUGACUAUUCUAGUGGAAAAUAUGGCGCCCUUCUGGCAUACAGACAGUCUAAUGAAAUGGAGGACAUCGGCAAACAGAUCUGCCAACAUAUUGUUGGUUGUGCGCCACUGAAGAUCGGAGACAAGGAUAAAGAUAAGCCGGCUUCCAAUACAGAUGAUGAGACGUGUCUGAUUUUCCAAGAAUAUUUGCUAGAUCCCUCUUAUACUGUUGGUGAAGUAAUGGAGCAAAACAAGGUGGAAAUUGUAGAUUUCAUCAGAUUUUCAUGUGGUGAGGUUGUUGAAGCGAAUAUGCCCGGUGUGGAGAAGCAGCCUUUAGAUACAGUUCAAACACUGCAGUAGGUUUUAUGUUCGAAACACUCAUAGAGUAUUUAUUAUAUUUGUUAAUAGUUGUUAAGUUUGCAUUUACCAAUAAAGCUAUAACAAAGUA
Molecule: messenger RNA, 1158 nt
Organism: Aricia agestis (brown argus)
Lineage: Eukaryota; Metazoa; Arthropoda; Insecta; Lepidoptera; Lycaenidae
Gene: mEFTs
Product: elongation factor Ts, mitochondrial
Exons: 4
Coding region: 144-1070 (308 amino acids)
Biological process (GO): mitochondrial translational elongation
Cellular component (GO): mitochondrial matrix
Molecular function (GO): protein binding; translation elongation factor activity
Source: RefSeq, a predicted model, not a curated record